AUGGCUCCAAUCACCACGGUGGCUGCAGAAAUGAGGAAGCAAGAAGAAUAUGAUGAUAUACAUGAGGACCCUAUCGAGGAUGAGGAGGAUGAGGGUUCUGACCUAGACCCUUCUCAGAUGGAGUACUUGGAGCAUCAUCGCAGACUUGAUCAAUUCCUAUCGCCGUUGUCUCUCGAUGAAGCAGUUCUAUACAAGCUUGCGCGUCGCUUCUCUGGUGUGUAUCGCGACCUGGCCCUACACUCCGAAGAACAGUUUCUACCGACGCCAGUGACGCAUUUGCCCACAGGCUUGGAGACAGGACGUUAUUUAGCCAUCGAUGUCGGGGGAACUAACCUACGAGUCGCGUUCAUUGAGCUGUUGGGGGAUGCUGCUAAUUCUGAUAUCGGGUCCACGGAUGCCUCAGAGAAAUCGACCACCAUUCGCAGAGCACAAAGACAGCGCGUGAGGCGAACACUAGAGAGAGCGUGGCCUAUCCAGGAACAUUUAAAAAUGGACAACGCGGAGGACCUGUUUUCUUGGAUUGGUGAUCGUAUUGCGGAAGUGGUAGCCGAAAGCUUGAGUUCGGAUGCUACCAAAGGCAAGGUCCCCGAAGAAUUAGAGAUGGGAAUCACCUUCAGUUUCCCGAUAAUGCAAGAAUCAUUGUCGGAGGCUACGUUGAUGCCGAUGGGUAAAGGUUUCGCUAUUACAUCGGAUCUCAACCUUCGCAAGAUCCUUCUUAGUGGCUAUGAGAGACACACAAGACGUCCGGAUGAUGAAGAUGAACCUUCUUCCAAGCGUCGAAAACUUUUCGCUCUACCGAAACUCAAGAUUACUGCCAUCACAAAUGAUGCCGUCGCCACACUUGCAUCUUUGGCUUAUGCUGUCAAGUCGUUGCCUAACAGCCGGGUCGCUAUGGGUAUCAUCGUAGGCACGGGAUGUAAUGCGACAAUUCCAAUGAAACUGAGUUCUUUGCAUGAAACGAAGGCCAAUCAUGUGAAGUCGAAAGAUUCAGAGGCAGUAGAGACGGUCAUCAACACUGAAUGGACUCUUGCCGGCAGCGCACCUCCCUUGAAGGAACUCGAGAUCAUAACUAAAUGGGACAUUGAACUAGACAGGGCAUGUGCACGACCUGGUUUCCAGCCAUUCGAGUACCUGACUGGUGGUCGAUACAUCGGUGAACUUAUCCGGCUCAUCCUUUUUGACUAUCUCACCAACGUUAAGGGAUUAUCUUCGAAGGAACUUCCUGCAAAUCUUAUUCAAGAGUAUGCAUUAACUACUACAUACAUUUCAGAUAACGUCGCUCGUGCUCGGUCGGACCAGGAACUUGCGGAUGGGUUGAAUCACUCUCUACCUUCACCGGAAAGUAGUGAGUGGCAUUGGGAUGCUGUGUGCGCCGCUGCCUUUCGGAAGAUUGCUCGGACUGUCCAAAAACGAGCUGCUGGUUUGAUUGCUGCGGCAGUAGUAGGGUUACUUGCCUGCGCGAAUGAAAUUGAGUUGAAAGUGGAGAGCACCGAAAACUCACCACAGCCCUCCGGCGCUGCAUCUCCUGAACACAACGGCGGGGCCGACGUCUCUGCUGUAACAAACUUAUUAUCGCCAUCUACGUUAAAAGUACCAACAAACACUCAAAGAGGCAACAGGCCGAUUGUCCCGGUUUUAUCGCCUACGCCUACACCGGCGGAUUGGCAAUCGGGUCCUGAAGAGCUCGUCGUCGCUUACACGGGCGGAAUCAUUCAGCACUAUCCUAAUUUCAAGACCAUGUGUCAGCAAUUCAUUGACCGUCUCAUCAUGAGAACUGGGCCUCAGAAGAGCGGGAAGUCGGUCUUCUUACGCGAAGUUUCAGACGGUGGUGUCAUUGGCGCUGGAGUUCUAGCAGGAAUGGUAGCUAACCGGUGA
Messenger RNA from Aspergillus bombycis, 1875 nucleotides. RefSeq names its product hexokinase family protein. The transcript is spliced from 2 exons. Gene Ontology annotation, biological process: glycolytic process; intracellular glucose homeostasis; glucose 6-phosphate metabolic process. The record is from RefSeq and is a predicted model, not a curated record. Gene Ontology annotation, molecular function: fructokinase activity; ATP binding; D-glucose binding. NCBI's taxonomy places the organism in Eukaryota, Fungi, Ascomycota, Eurotiomycetes, Eurotiales, Aspergillaceae. Gene Ontology annotation, cellular component: mitochondrion; cytosol. The coding region runs from base 1 to 1875 and encodes 624 amino acids.